Molecule: messenger RNA, 3663 nt
Organism: Lodderomyces oxycetoniae
Lineage: Eukaryota; Fungi; Ascomycota; Pichiomycetes; Serinales; Debaryomycetaceae
Product: U2 snRNP complex subunit
Exons: 2
Coding region: 1-3663 (1220 amino acids)
Biological process (GO): mRNA splicing, via spliceosome
Cellular component (GO): nucleus; U2 snRNP
Molecular function (GO): protein binding; U2 snRNA binding
Source: RefSeq, a predicted model, not a curated record
AUGCUCUCGAGAAGAGCUCAUCGCAUUGCUAAUGGGUGGUUGAGAUUGAAUACAAGCAAGCAAGAAAGCAAGAAAGUACGGGUUGGUCAAUUUGUUGAUGGCAAGAAGGCACAGGAGAUAAUAUUGGUUUCCAGCAGCCACUUGUUGAUGUUCUACAUCGACCAAGAAACGGGGAAAAUCUAUAAUAAACUAACUCAAAAUCUAUUUGCUGUAGUCAACAAAGUGGACAAAAUACGACUAGGCAAUAUUAAGGAUGGGUUGGUAAUGACCAGUGACUCUGGGAACUUAUCAGUACUAGAAUAUGACGAGAAAUUGAAUAAGUUUCGACUGAUUGUUCAGCAGCCCAUGACUAAGAAUGGCUGGAAUAAAACAUAUCCUGGCGAGUAUUUAGUCGUUGAACCUCAGAGUAGAUGCAUUUUGGUUGGUGCUAUGGAAAAGAUAAAACUUUUGUACAGGAUUAACGCUGCUACGGAGGAGUUGGAGGAGUUGGAGCUGCGGCUGCAGCGGCUGCUGCGGCUACAGGAGGAGGAGGAGGGGGAGGAGAAUGGUCAACCUCGACUAGAGAUCAGCUCACCAGUGGAGUUGAAUACAAAGCACCUUUUAUGUUUAAACAUUGUUGCAUUGCAUACGGAGUAUGAAAAUCCCUUGUUCUGCGCUAUUGAAUAUAAUCCCGAGGAUAAACGGACUUUGCUCAACUACUACAUGUUUGACCAAGGGUUGAAUUACAUGGUGAAACGUAAGGUACCCAAUCCCGAGCUACCUGACGAUUCCAAUUAUUUGAUACCCGUGGCAGGAAGUAUUGGAGGAGUGCUCAUUUGUGGUGAAAAUUGGAUCAGGUACGAAAAACUAGAUGUUUGCCUGUUAGUUUUACCUUUACCAAGGCGAGAGAAUCAAAAUACCACCAUUGUGGGACAUGUCAGUCAUAUGUUUAAGAAAAAAGGAAUGUAUAUAUUUCUUCAAAGUACACAUGGCGAUUUAUUUAAAUUGGUUAUCAAUUAUGAUCUGGGUCGAGCUAUUGUAAAGGACAUCACAAUAACCUAUUUCGACACGAUUUCCCCAUGUCACAACAUAUCUAUGAUAAAAGGCGGGUUUUUAUUUGCAAAUACUCUCAACAAUAACCAGUAUUUGUAUCAAUUUGAUAAAUUGGGAGAGGAAACUAGAGAGGGUGACUUGAUUAUAGAGUCAUCAUUGACGCAAAAGGAGUCGAUGACUCCCAAUUCAGCAAAACUUCUCAACAUGAACUUUAAGGUCAAAGAGUUGGAAAAUUUAAUAUUAAUCGAUACUUUGGAGUCACUAAGUCCCAUUACGGACUCUCGUUUAUUGCCUCAUUCACGGAUAGCCGCGUUGUCUACCAACGCAAAUAUGAAAACAAUAGUUCGUGGAAUGCCCACUGCAACACUAGUUGAGUCCCCUUUGGCUUUUUCACCCACUGAUGUGUUUACAACUAAGUUAACUGGUCAAUCUGAGAAUGAUGAAUACCUUGUUCUCACUUCCACUCUAGCGUCAAAGACUUUGGUUCUCUCGAUCGGAGAAACCCUUGAAGAUGUGAACGACUCGGAAUUUAUCCUAGACCAACCAACUAUAGCCGUGCAACAAGUUGGAAAAUCAUCAUUGGUACAAGUAUACACUAAUGGAAUACGCCACGUUACACCGACAUCUCAAACAACAACAACAACAAGGACAAAGAGUAAAAAGACUACGGAUUGGUAUCCACCAGCAGGAAUAUCCAUUACGCAUGCAGCGACAAAUAAUCACCAAAUUCUUCUUGCAUUGUCCAAUUCCGAAGUUGUUUAUUUUGAAACCGAUCCCAUAGAUGAUCAACUAGUGGAAUAUCAGGACAAGUUGGAAAUUUCGUCUCCUGUUACCUCAAUGACUAUAUCCCAAAACAGAAGCUCGUUUGCAGUGAUUGGUUGUUCAGAUGAAACUGUUCAAGUUAUCUCGCUUCAAUCCCAGAGCUGUCUUGAGAUCAAAUCGCUUCAAGCACUUUCGUCAAAAGCUUCUUCUCUUGCAAUGAUGAGUUACCAACAUGCUACUUUCGUCCAUAUCGGUAUGGAGAAUGGUAUCUAUGCAAAAGCGAGAAUAGAUCAGUUUAGCGGUAAAUUAUCAGACACUAGAGUCAAAUAUCUUGGUUCGAGAGCAAUAAGUUUGAGACUAAUCAAGUUGUCAGACGAAAUAGAAGGUAUUUUAGCUAUAUCUUCUCAAGCAUGGAUAGCAUAUCAUUAUCAAGGAAGUUUCAAAAUUACACAAUUGUUGAAUAUCAAUAUUGAGUCUGGUGCUUCGUUAGUUUCCGAAGAUGUUGGAGGUGAAGCAAUAGUAGGUACACGGGGACAUAACUUAUUGAUUUUCUCUGUUGGGCAAGAAGACAGCGCAUUUGAUCCUAAUCAAGAUUUGACUAUUGAAACGUUGAAAUUGAGGUAUAUGCCACGAAAAAUGAUUAGUUUCGACACAAGAUUGUACGUUAGUGAAGUUGGUGUGGGCGUCAAGACGCCCUAUCAACAAAGUCUUACAAAAGAUGUCGACGACAAAGUAGAUACUACUUAUUAUGAGAAGUUUGGGUACGAACUAAGCAAAAACAAUUGUGCAUCGUGCUGUCAAGUGGUUCAAAAUGGACAAGUUAAACAUACUUUUGAGUUUUACAAAAAUGAACAAAUCAUAGACAUGGCCAUUGCUCAUUUCAACAAGAACAAUUAUUUGGUUGUUGGGGUAAAGAAUGUUGUAGAUGCCAAAAAUUUACUAUAUACCUUCAAGUUGGAUAGAAAGAAAUCAUUACAGUACACACACAAGACAGAAUUGGACUACUUUCCGCAGGUUAUUGAAUUUUUCAAUGAUCGGGUACUAAUAGGUUCAGACAAUACAUUAUCUUUGUACGAAAUGGGACAGCGACAACUACUUCGAAAGUCGUUUACUCGCUUUGAUUUUCUCAAAAAGAUAAACAAGAUCCUUCCUUCAGUUCAGAAUAGAAUAAUAAUUGCCGACUUACAAUCAGGCUCGUCGUUGUUAUUUGCAAAAUUUGACGCAGAUGAAAAUCAGUUUGUACCUGUUGCAGACGCCAUUAUCAAACGAAACAUUACAUCCAUAGCCAAGCUAGAUUAUGAUACGGUCAUCAUGGGGGAUAAAUUUGGUCAAAUGGCGAUAUCAAGAAUUGAGGAAGUUGACUCUCGUAAAAUUGAUCAGGAAUGGUCUAUUGUUAAGCAACAAACUCAAGACUCUUCAAGUAUAAACUCGUGCAUCUUCAAGCUACGCGAUUUGUGUGAAUUUUAUAUCCCUGACAUCAUCACAUCUUUUCAAAUGAGCGAUAGCAGUAGUACAGAGGGCAGUAUCUUGUAUAUGGGACUACAAGGUACUUUGGGAGUGAUGAUCCCACUCUUAACCAAGCUGGAGAUCGAAUUGCUAUUUAACUUACAAUUGGAAAUGAGAAAGUUGUGCAAUCCUGAUGAUAAGAAAACAAUGGCUGUUGCAAGGUGGUUAAGUCCCUUAGGUAAAGACCAUAUCAAGCACCGAAGCUACUACCAGCCUGUCAAGAAUGUAAUUGAUGGGGAUUUUGUUGAAAAUUUUACCUGCUUGGACCAUGGCUGGAAAUUGAGGAUCUCACAAAGUCUAAAUCGAUCAAUUAAUGAGAUCGAGAAGAAGCUACAUGAUGUUAGAAAUAGACCCACUUUUUAG